Messenger RNA from Bactrocera oleae (olive fruit fly), 5491 nucleotides. RefSeq lists its product as uncharacterized. Lineage: Eukaryota; Metazoa; Arthropoda; Insecta; Diptera; Tephritidae. The record is from RefSeq and is a predicted model, not a curated record.
UACCUGGUAUUUGCCGUUGCUUGCUUUGACACAUAUUCAUAGCAGUGGAAACUGUUUUGCUGCUUUGUUGUAAAUAUUAAGAAGAAAACGCAGAUUAAAUUGCAUUUAUAAAAUGUGCUAAACGUUUUAAAUACUUUAACACAUAAAGUCUAUAUCAUUUUCGUAGUAAAUACAAACAGUCACACAUAUAUACAAACAUAUGUAUAUUGUAUAUUAGUUAUACAAAUGUUUGGGAAAAAAAUAAAUUAAGUCUGUACUAUAAAAGUGUGGAAGAUUGUAAGUGCGUAAGUCAAGUAUCGUAAUAUAGUAAUACACGAUUUGCUACGUGAAAAAAUUAGAAAAAAAUUUAAAAAAAAGUAAGAAGUGAACUUCAAAUUCCUAACAUCAUACGUUGUACAAAAUCGAUAUCUCGCCAAAUCUCGGAAGUGCGUUUUGGACACGUUGAAGCCCAGCGAAGCGGGGAGUGGCAGAGUACUGCAUUUAUUCAGCUCGUGUGUGUGUGUUUUAUCGUGUUACCAGUUAUGAAUGAUUAUGUUUAUAAAUUACAAAUGAAAUAUGAAAUAUAGGAUAUGCAGCAUAAUGCGGAAAUCUAGUUGAUUGUGUGAAUGCCUUGAGUAAAUCUAACGGAAGUGAAAAAAUUUUUUGUUUAAUUAAAUAAAUAAGAUGGUCUUUAAGGCCUGAAACUUAACUAAGGUGUACUGUAUGUGUGUAUGCAAACUUUCAAAAGUGAAAAAUUAAAAUCAAUCGCUGAUAACUUAAAGUUUAAGCGAAAUGCAUUCCGUGGGCAUCCAUUCGGCUAUGGCAAUAAAACGCCAACGUAAACGACGCGAUGAACAGAAACGUGCACGUGAAAGACGUUACAGUACGCAGAGUUCCGAAAGUGGAGAAACAUUUCAUUCGCCAAGUGGUUCCUUUCGACGUAAAUUUCAUCAUGCACAUAGCGUUGCUAAGCCUGGACCAGGCAUGUUGGACAGCCAGGUUGUUACCAGCAUCGGUAUGUUGCACAUUGGCAUCGUAUUUAUAGUAUUUGGAAUAUUCUUAUGCGGUGCUGGUAUUAUACCAGAUGAAACUAUGUCCUGGAAUGUGUUCAGUAGCAGCUCGGCAUGGUGGAAUGAAGUUACUUGCACUGGGCUUUUCUCGCUCGGAUUAGGACUAUUUUUGCUUGUAUUGAAUUGCUUGAUUAGCCGCAAGGAAGAAGAAGAUCUUGAGGAUUAUGUGCAACGACAAUUAACUCGCUCACGAUCUGGUCAUCGUCUGGAGCGUGAUGUCGAAACUGGUGUGCUAACCACACGCCACGCACGCAAAGCUGUGGCUUUACAAAAGAACAUGCGCAAUGGAACUGCCACGGACGUAGCACUAGUGAACAGCGUAUCGGCGGAGGAAGUAGCAAAUGGUCCGUUAACAGGGCGUAACUGUUUAACCAAUUCCGGUGAUAUAGUGCUCGAAAAAAUCGUGGAAGAAGAUAAUACGUAUAUUAAUGAUCGUAGCGCAGGCAUAUCUCCGAUAGAUAUUGAGAACGAUACAAAGCAAUUGCUGAGAAGAGAAUCAUUAAAUGAAACAAUCAAUAUAACACGAAUAUAAAACGUAAUGAUGCAUCUUCACUUUAAUAUUUGUAAACAAAAAUAUGGAAUAUUUUACUAUUUAUUAUAAAGACUUUUAUUUAAACUUAAGCCUUUAAACUAUAAGUGAAAUAUUUAAAUUAAAAAAAACAAAACAUAUACAUAUAUAUAUAACAUAGUUUAAUAAAAAUCCCAUGUGACCAUAUUUUUUAACAAAUGUCUUUUAUAAGUAUUUUCGUAUAUGCAUGUAUACUUAAUUAAUAUGUAAAACUCAAACCAUAAUAAAUAUACACACAAAAAAAUAUGAGUAUCGAUUUGUCGUGCAUAGCCUAAACAAAUAAUUGUUUCAAUUACUUUAAUUACAAUGAAUAGCAGUAUAGUAGAUUAUAUACACACACUACUAUGUAUUGAACCAAAAAGAACUUCUCGAACAACUUUAAAUUAUGUACUAAACGAAUACACACACUUUGCACUUUGAAAUUCAUAUGACUUUAAGAAAAACACAGUUUAUUAUAUGCCGAGUUAUAUUAAAAUAUCACAACAGAGUAAAUUUGUAAAACGAUACAUAUAUACAUAUAAAUGUAUAAAAUAUCAUUGAUACGUUCACGUAAUCAUACGAACCAUAAACAUUUGCAACACUAAUCAUGUAUAAAAUUGCUAAAAACUGAAAAUAUUAUAAUUCAACUGGAAGUUCGAUUUAUUACAAAUAGUCAAACCAGUAACAAAUAAUAAUUGCACAAUUCAAACUCAUGUGAAAAGACUUUUAAUUAUAUACUAAAUAUAUAUGUAUAAAAUAUAAAAAAAAAUUUAAAAAAAAGAAUUCAAUAUAGCUAUAACUAAACUAUAUCCAACGCAUAAACUAUGCUAUAUACAUACAUGUAUAUAUUUUAUAACGCUCUAGUUAAAACUCAAAUAUGUAUAUACAUAUAUAUAUAUAUGUACCAACUAGUUCUACAAAUAUUUUCUCAUUAUUUAUCAACAGCCUUAGUGCUUUAGCAUCAUUCGUCAUUAAGGGAUUGCCUAGCUAAUAAAAUUGAAUUAUACAUUAUGCGCAACAUUUAUAUGCAUAUAAUUUUUUCACUGUAAUAUAAUUUAAUUUAUAAGUUUUUUUUUAUUUUUUAAGCUUAAUUAGUCCGUAAUCUUUUUCGGAGCAUAAGGUUAGUUAAGAUACAUAUAUACACUGACACUUAUACUAUAACUUCAAUUAAUCAUCUAAUUAUAUAUAUAUAUAUUAUAUUUAAUUUACUUUCAAAAGUUUUGUUAGAUAAUUAUCAUAUUUACAUUUUAUACCUUUACGGUUUUUAGUCGUCAUUGCUGUGUUCUCGAAUUGAUGUCGACCUGUCAAAAUUGCUCAUGCUGUUAUUAUUAACAAUUAUCAUUGCUUGACAUCAAAGAAUUUUAUUAGCGUUUUUAUUGCUAAGGUUUUGCUUGAUUAGAUUGAAACUGGAUAGUUAUCAUGUGUAUAUAAAAAAUAACUUUAAAUAGUAGCGGUCUAAAAAUAAUGAAACAACAUCUGAAAAGCAAAAAUAAGGAUUCAAGCAAUAUUACUCCGCUGUUAUUAUUAAUAUUAUAUUAAAGCAGCUUUUAUUAAAUGAAUUUAUAGCCAUAGUUUUUUUUAUAGAAUACUAAGUAAUAUGUAUUUUUUUUUCUAAUUCAACGUAAAGUUUUAUUGCUAACCUUAGUAAAAAUUAACCUUGAAGCCACUUAACCAUAAAUCAAAAUUAUAAACACUGCCCAGAGCCAAUAAUAACAUGAUAUUCCCUCAGAAUUUUCAUUCUUGUUUGUUGCUAUAGUACUUUUUUGGGUUUUGUGAAAUUGACACACUUUUUUUAAGUCAGGUAUAAUGCGUUUAUACUUAAGAGUUAUCUUACUAUAAUAAAUUUUAAUUUAGGCGAACUACGUUUAAAUAAAAACAUGAAAAAAAUUUAAUUUCGGUUGCAUGAAGCUUAAUACCCUUCAUAAAAAAAAAAAGUUUUCCAUACAUAGUUUGUAUGACAACAAGUGAUCCAAACUAACAAAUUUCUUUUUAUACAUUAUAGUUAUCCAAACUAAACAAUUUGUUCUGAGAUUGUACCCUUGUCUUGGGCAAUAAUCAAUGUCAAAUUUCGUAAAGACAUCUCGUCAAAUAAAAUAUCAGCACAGUUUUGAUGUCGGCGUCAAUGGAAGCUAACACGAUGACUAAAUAAAAAAUAAACUUAGAUUCUUGACAGAUUAUUUUUUUAAAUAUGUGAAUUAGCCAAUGAACCCCCUUUGUUUUUUAUAAAUAUUUGUCAGCUACUUGAAUCUGUGGAUUAGCCUGACUGAUGUUAAUAUUUUAUUUAACAAAAUGCUUUACUUUUUGAAAAAGAUGAUAACUUGUAUAAUCCACUUUAAGAUAUUGUUUUGAUAAGAAAAAAACAAAUUGUUGAAAAUAACUUUUCUAUAAAAUAGAACAAUCAACAAAAAAAUGUACACUUUGUAUAAAUACUAAUUUAACAUUUAAAGUAAUAAGUAAAAUAUUUAAAUUAAAUUAUGCGAUAGUUCGUGAAAUAUCCUAUAUUAGUAUACUUUUAAUAACGUGUUUUUAUAACUAUUUUCAUAUAUUCUUAUAGAUUCUUACAAAAAAAAGCAAACAUCCCUAAAAUAAUUAUUAAAUGAUGUGAGACAUAAAAUCGCCAUUGGAACUACAAAAAAAUGUAAACGUAUAUUACAUACAUACUGCAUGCAUACGUACAUAACAUCUUCUUAAAUAUCCUAAAGAAAAAUAAACAAUAAUGUCGCACUUUGCCAGUAGGUAUGCAAGUAUAUGAUAUAAUUUCUCAAUUUAAAUAAUAUUUAUAGAAGGUAAAAGUACGUGAAAGUAAAAUAAGUUUAAAUGUAAAAAAAUGGUUAUCUUUAAUAGUCUAAGGUAUUUAUAUACAAAUCGCAAAUCGAAAAUUUAUUUAACACUGAAUGUGCGACGUAAUUGCUACAAACAUAUAAAUAUUACCUAAAUUUACUUCGAAAUUUAUUUUAAUAUAGUUUAGCAAGCAAACAAUAUUUGCACAAUUUAAAAUCAUGUGAAAAGACUUUUUUUUAAAUAAAGCUAUAUGCAUAAUUAAAAAUCAAACUUUAUUUAUAUCUACUGAAUGCCUUUGCAUUUGUCGUAUUAAUUAAAUUUAAUUUACUCUACAAAUUGUAGGGAAAAUAAAAUUGUAAAUAUGAUUGAAUAUGACGCUACCACUUAAAUAAAACUGAAACGACAUAACAAACAGAAGCAUAUACGUAACUUUAACAACUGAGUAGAAAACAUAUUGUCACCUAAAAUGGAAAACAACGUAUCAUCAAAAAAUUCCAAAUUGAGUUUAUUUUGAUUACGUUUCACAAAAUCAUAUUACAUAUGCAAACUCAAAUUUUGUUUCUAUUUCGUAGUUUCAACUUUAUAUCGUUUUUUAAGCGGCUGCUUACUUAUUUAUUUUGCAUUGAAAAUAUCAUAGUUGGUUGCGUUGACGCACCGGAACUUAAAAGGAGUUACUUAUGGCCAAUUCACAUACAACUUUUGUUGAUUUGUUUGACAAUUCAUACUUCAACAACAUAGCGAAGAAAGCAAAGGGUAUGUCACAAUCAAUACUUGGAUUUCCGUGCUACUCGUUAAUAAAAAUUACGUCUGUUGCUUGGCAAAAUGAAAAAGAGUUGCCGAACAUUUUCCUUCGCCGUUCCUUCGCUGCGUUUUGCGUCCAUGCAAACGUACUCAUGCAAAAAAAUGACACCGAAAUUUUCUGCCCAAGCAAAAGUCUGAAAAAAGGUGAAGCAACAGUUCUAUGUGCAUGAGCCAUUAAUGUACCAACUGUAAAAGUGGUGAUGCCAGAUCAAUAAAUCAGUGCUGUUUGAAAUAGUGCUUACGCUUUGAUUAAUUGUGCGACACAAAAAUAAUGUAGUAAAAUUUUGAAUAUACUUAAAUCGAUAAUUUGAAA